This is a messenger RNA of Gambusia affinis (western mosquitofish), 2037 nucleotides long. It is a transcript of the gene utp15, whose product is annotated as UTP15 small subunit processome component. Gene Ontology annotation, cellular component: nucleolus. NCBI's taxonomy places the organism in Eukaryota, Metazoa, Chordata, Actinopteri, Cyprinodontiformes, Poeciliidae. The record is from RefSeq and is a predicted model, not a curated record. Gene Ontology annotation, biological process: positive regulation of transcription by RNA polymerase I; rRNA processing. Gene Ontology annotation, molecular function: protein binding. The coding region runs from base 211 to 1797 and encodes 528 amino acids. The transcript is spliced from 12 exons.
UCGGUUUCAUUGCGGAAGUAAUUACAUUCAAACAUGGCGUCCUCCUGUUCGCCGAGAGGCAACGUGAUCCUUCGAUAAAAUGAGAAAGUUUUCCUUCACUUUAGAUAACAAAAGACUGCAUACUUUUAAAUCAGCCCUGUUGUAUGUGAAACGUAUCUGCACGCUGGGACCAUUUUUCUGAUAAAAGACGCUUCAACAAGCGCCAUCUAGAUGGCUUCAUUUAAACCCACAAAAAUCCCAGUAUAUCCAAAGCUUGGAGAAAAAGUCACACAGGACACUCUUUACUGGAAAAACUACAAGGCUCCUGUUCAGAUAAAAGAAUUUGGAGCAGUCUCAAACAUCGACUUCUCUCCUGUGGCUCCUCAUAAUUUUGCUGUAACCGCCUUUACAAGAAUCCACCUCUAUGGGCCCUUUUCUCAAGAGCCUGUCAAAACAUUUACCCGAUUCAAGGACACUGCGUAUUGUGGAAGAUUCAGGUCAGAUGGCCAACUGCUCGUGGCGGGAUGUGAAGACUCGGUUGUCAGACUUUUUGAUGUCAGCGGCAAGGUGGCACUAAGGAUGUUCAAAGGGCACACAAAGGCUGUACAUGUCACUGACUUCACCUCAGACCGUUAUCAGAUCCUCACGGGAUCUGACGACUACACCUGCCGACUGUGGGACAUCCCAAACGCAGCUGAGCUCAGCACAUACCAGGAACACACAGACUACAUUCGCUGUGGUGUUACCAGCAAACUCAACAGAGAUCUCUUCAUUACUGGAUCAUAUGACCACACUCUGAAAGUGUUUGAUGCCAGAGCGGAGAAGAGUGCGAUGACCAUGGAUCAUGGACAGCCGGUGGAGAGCCUCCUCCUCUACCCCUCUGAGGGACUCCUCGUCUCAGCAGGUGGGCGCUACGUCAAAGUGUGGGAUCUGCUAAAAGGAGGUCAGCCUCUGGUGUCGCUGAAAAACCAUCAUAAAACCGUCACCUGUUUGGCUCUCGGCAACAACGGAGAGAGACUGCUGUCGGGAUCUCUGGACAGGCAUGUGAAAGUCUACAACACAACCACAUACAAAGUGGUCCACAACUUUGACUACGCUGCUGCAAUCCUCAGUUUGGCUUUGGCUCCGGAUGACGAGUCCAUUGUUGUGGGAAUGACCAACAGUAUUUUAAGCAUCAAACACAGAAAACACACUGAAGAGUCAAAGGAAAUAAUGAGCCAGCAGAGGCGCCGCCCGUCAUAUCGUGUCUUUGUGAAAGGAAAAAAUUAUGUACCAAAACCAGACGACUAUCUUGUCAGUAAGCCAGUCAAAGAACAUUUGGCCAAAUAUGACAGGGAGCUCAAGAAAUUUAAUGUAUCCAAAGCUUUGGAUGCAUCCUUGGAGAUUUGGUUAAGAAAGAAAAAGCCAGAGAUAACUGUGGGUGUAAUCAAGGAGCUGGACCGGAGAGGAACUCUAAAGAAUGCGCUAGCAGGAAGAGAUGAAGAGCAACUCUCUCAGUUACUCCACUUUGUCAUUGGAAACAUUGUUGACACCAGGUUUGCCCCCAUCCUUUUGACGGCAGCUGAAAUGAUCCUUGAUAUCUAUAAAUCGGUGAUUGGCCAGUCAGCACUGAUCGACCAGCAGCUGCUGCGCCUACAGAACAUCCUGGAGUCAGAGAUCAACUUGGAGCAGGAGCUACUGGAGGUCCUGGGAAUGUUGGACACCAUGUUUGCCACCUCCAUCGCUCGUAAGGAGGUGCCGUACUCCGACGUGGGAAGAUCUAAUGGGCUGGCUCAGGGAGAGGCGAGCAGUUCGACACCCGAGCUUCAGGUCACCUGAGAUCAAAUGAGAGGAAGAAUUGAUUUUAGACUGGAUUAGGAUGAUUUUUAUAAAAUCCCGAUUGAAGGCAUCAGAAUCGUUUUCUGUAUGUGUAUAAACAACAUCAAACAAACAUUUUUUAAUUGGAUCUGUGUUGAGUCCUACAUUUUGCCUACUGUUGGAAGUGAGGUCUGCUGUGGGAAUUCAUUAGCUGUAAUUUGUUAUAUUGCAAUAUUUUAUCAUUAAACAAAGAUCUCUCGA